This is a messenger RNA of Danaus chrysippus (African queen), 636 nucleotides long. The record is from the annotation of a GenBank genome assembly. Lineage: Eukaryota; Metazoa; Arthropoda; Insecta; Lepidoptera; Nymphalidae.
AUGAAGAUGACUGUAAAUCGCAUAAGGGUAGUUGUGCUUGGGAGUCCAAGAAGCGGAAAAUCAGCAGUGGUAGUGCGCUAUCUAACAAAACGUUAUAUCGGAGAAUACAGCUCAACAGGAGAUUUCCUGUAUCAACAUCGUGUUGCCUUCGAUGGCGCUGUUUCAGAGGUUGAGAUACUGGAUACGUCUAAUUGUGCGAUUCGUGGUUGUCUAGGCGAGCACAUACGUUGGGGGGAUGCCUUCGCCGUCGUUUACUCUGUCUGUGAGCGACGAUCGUUCCUUGCGGCAGCGGAGAUACUAUCGUUGUUAGAAAGGACCCGCCUGCCCAGCUGUGCUGCUGUCACACUAUUGGGCAACAAACGUGACCUCGAACACGCCAGGGAGGUCCAUGCGGAUGAGGGUCAAGAGCUGUCGUUGCGUUUCGGAUGUCAGUUCUAUGAAGUGUCUGCAGCGGAGUCGUGUGCCGGCGCCGCCCUCGCCUUCCACGCUCUACUGAGAGAGGCGCGAGCGUUGGCACUCUUACUACCAGCGCCCAGGAGGAAACUGGCCGCUUACUCCGUCUCUAAGGUAAUCGGAACGAUAUUCGGAAAGAACAGUAAAAGUGUACGAAAGAAACGACCAUCACUUAGCAUUUAA